Molecule: messenger RNA, 3211 nt
Organism: Podarcis lilfordi (Lilford's wall lizard)
Lineage: Eukaryota; Metazoa; Chordata; Lepidosauria; Squamata; Lacertidae
Source: the annotation of a GenBank genome assembly
AUGGCCAACUUUAAUAAAAGCAGGUAUGUUAACAGAGAUUUGGUUUCACCAAAUGUCAUUUGGCAGAGUCCUGUGGAAUGUUUAAUACGACAUUGUUCUUAUCAAGCAGCUCAGCAAGAGACAGUUCCUUGGAAACAUCGGCCGCAUUUAUUAAAAGCAUUUGGAAGGUUGCACAUGAGAAAAUAAGGUCAGACAUAAUAACAUCCAUAUUUUGUUGGAGGGGCUGCUUGGACUUCCCCACCUGCUGAAUGCUCUAGCCACCCUACUGAACGAAUGAAAACAUACCUGGCAGCAGUUCUACUCCAACCUGUUGAAAGUGGGCAAAGGGAGAAACAUUUGAAGGCUUAACCUGAGUGUGUGUGUGUGUUCGCGCGCAUGCGCAAUUGCUACUGCUAGAUGAUAGACAGAGCUGGGCGGGGGAAUGGCAUAAACACACACACACACACACACAUAUAUAUAUAUAUAUAUAAUAGUAUUUUUCGCUCUAUAAGACGCACCAGACCAUAAGACGCACCUAGUUUUCGGAGGAGGAAAACAAGAAAAAAAAUAUUCUGAAUCUCAGAAGCCAAAACAACAAGAGGGAUCGCUGCACAGCAAAAGCAGCAAUCCCUCUUGCUGUUCUGGCUUCUGGGAUAGCUGUGCAGCCUGCAUUCGCUCCAUAAGACGCACACACAUUUCCCCUUACUUUUUAGGAGGGAAAAAGUGAGCCUUAUAGAGCAAAAAAUACGGUAUAUAUUUCUGUCCAGCUUACUCAAAUCCAAUUGCAAUCUAAGAGAAUUAACAUUAAACCAGGCACGGUUGGGAAUACUAAUUGUAAUAAUCCUUACCAUUGACAGAGAAUGUGCAAACCACUUUACUUUACACUGUUGCACUAACUUUACAAUGAUUCUGUAAAGUAGGUGUUAGUUAUUUAUUUUUAAGUCCCUGUAUUACAGAUGGGGAAUAGACACAGGCUGAGAGCUAGAUUUUGCUAGGGAUGGGGGGGAAUGGUCUAUUUCCAGUCCAUGGCCCUUCUUAUUCCAUCCCAUUUCUGCAAUAAUCUUUGACUGAUAGAUUGAUUUAAAAUCCUUACAGAAAUUCACAGUUGAAUAUACAUUUGAAUUGCCUCUAUCUCUAAGCACGCAUUUCCAAAUGCAUUUUCCUCUCAAAAUACUUUUUAAAUGCAUUUUGAUGUGCUUUUUCUUUAGCUGAUUAUUGCAUUGUAAAAUUUGGAAAAGGGCAAAAACGCAAAGAUUUGAUCUAUGUGUUGGUCCAGCUGGUACAAAUCAGGUCAGUUCAUAUCGGAAGCCACAACAGUCAAAUUCCCGAAGUAUAUCCCAGAGGCUGUUAAAAACCACCCUGUGACUUCAGGACUUUGUCAAGCUUUGAAUGGAGGAUUCCCAGGUUCACAAAUCUGUCUCUCAGUCAAUAUACAAGUUGAGCUCUGACAAAAUUCCCAGCUCUUGUUACUUUUGGUGAAUUCGCUUGCCUUCCAAGUUUGAUAUUAUAGGUUUCAGUCACGGGUUGGCCUCAAGUGAGGGUUGCUCCAGGAUUCCCCAAACUUCUCAAGGUGGAGAGAAACAACAGCAGGCUGAGUCUCUUCAUCUCCCACUGAUUUGGCAGGCAAAGAAAAGAUCAUUCCUGAGAAUGUGUGGUUUGGCUUGGCUCACUCACCUAAGUUAUUUUAAGCUCCUCCAUCCUCACCCUACCACCACUGCACCUGCUUUGUGGUUAUAUUGUAAUCUGUUAGGGAGCCUGGAUGGUCGUAAUCAUUCUUUUUCUUUUUUUUAAUAGCAUCCAGUUCAGACCCAUGCAGAAGAUAAAGGGAAUCCCCACCAGAGAGAGAGAAUUUCCCAGUUUUGAUACCAUGAAACUACUUUCUAGAUGCCUUGUAGAAAACGUUUUGCCUCCUAUUUUCUAAAGUGGCCAGAAUUCAUGAGCAACAAACAGUAUUUAUUGUCAACAGAAAACCUAAACUGAUCUGCAUAUCACAAAUAAUAUAAGCAAAGGUAAUUACAGUGGUACCUCUGGUUACGUACUUAAUUCAUUCCGGAGGUCCGUUUUUAACCUGAAACUUUUCUUAACCUGAAGCACCACUUUAGCUAAUGGGGCCUCCUGCUGCCGCUGCGCCGCCAGAGCACGAUUUCUGUUCUCAUCCUGAAGCAAAGUUCUUAACCCGAGGUACUAUUUCUGGGUUAGCGAAGUCUGUAACCUGAAGCGUAUGUAACCCGAGGUACCACUGUACAGCAUUAGAUGUUUUAUGGUCAGAAAUAAAAAGCCACUUGAGGAGACAUGCAGGCCUCUGCAUGGACUCUGAAGGCUCAUGUAGAUCUCUGCUUGUCCCACCACUUUCCCCCCAGGGACACGGCUGGUGCUGUAGUCUAAACUGCUGAGCCACUUGGGCUUGCCGAUCAGAAGGUUGGCAGUUCGAAUCCCCGCAAUGGAGUGAGCUCCCGUUGCUCUGUCCCAGCUCCUGCCAACCUAGCAACCCAGCAGUUCAAAAGCACACCAAUGCAAGUAGAUAAAUAGGUGGCAGGAAGGUAAAUGGCAUUUCCAUGCACUCUGGCUUCCAUCAUGGUGUUCCGUUGCACCAGAAGCGGUUUAAUCAUGCUGGCCACAUGACCCAGAAAGCUGCCUGUGGACAAACGUCAGCUCCCUUGGCCUGAAAGUGAAAUGAGUGCCGCAACCCCAUAGUUGCCUUUGACUGGACUUAACCGUUCAGGGGUCCUCUACCUUUUACAUCCCCCCCCCCCCGGGAAACCUGAUCUUUGCUGCUGAAAAAGUGAACCCUCAGGCAGGAUUUGCAUGUUCAUCUCAUAGGAAGCUGAGAUUGUUCCUUGUAAUAUCCCUAACCCAAGUUUUGAGGGGUAGGUAGGAAGGGGCAUCUCUCUCCCCAUUAUCUUUAAGAUAACAGACUGUAUAAGGCAUAUAAAUGAGUUUGUAGCCAUUCUUUUUACUUCUUUCUCAAAAUGUUCCCCAUCCCUUGCUAUCCCACAUAUCCAAUCUCUAUCAUUUGAAUGUACAGCAGGAUGAAUGGUCCUUUUCACAUGUUACUGUAAAGUGGGUCAUCUGAGUCUAUUAGCUAGGAAAGUUAUGGGGAUGCUUUCCUUGAAGCUCUUCUUUCUUUCUUUCUUUCUUUUGAAGGACAUCUGUCGAUGCACCUGUGAGGAAUUUGGGCUGUGAUUCUCCACACAUUUUCCAGGGAGUAAAACUGAAUAGGACUUCUGGGUAA